AUGGCUCAAGCUAACGGCGGCCAGUGCUCGUCAGACGUCAAAACGGAGGAAUCAUUGACAUCAAAAGAUUAUUACUCGGAUAGCUAUGCCCACUUUGGAAUUCACGAAGAGAUGCUGAAGGACGAGGUUCGGACACUGAGUUACCGCAAUUCGAUGAUGUGGAACCAACAUCUGUUCAAGGACAAGGUUGUGCUGGAUGUUGGCUGUGGGACCGGGAUUCUGUGCAUGUUUGCUGCCAAAGCUGGGGCCAAGAAAGUCAUCGGAAUUGAUAUGUCAGGUAUUAUUGAUCAAGCCAAGAAAAUCGUCAAAGCUAAUGGAUUCGAAGAUACCAUCGUUCUGAUCAAGGGCAAACUGGAAGAUGUAGAAUUACCCGUUGACAAGGUCGACAUUAUCAUUUCGGAGUGGAUGGGUUACUUCUUGCUGUACGAAUCGAUGUUAGACACUGUUCUGUUAGCUCGAGACCGAUACCUGAAACCCGAUGGUUUGAUGUUUCCCGACUCCGCAACAUUAUUCAUGGCUGGCUUGGAGGACCAGGAUUACAAGGAAGAAAAAAUUAACUUUUGGGAUGAUGUUUAUGGAUUCGACUACUCCUGCAUCAAGGAGAUUGCCCUGCGGGAGCCCUUGGUUGACACCGUCGAACUGAGAGCAGUGACCACCAAUCCCUGUGCCGUUCGAACCUUUGAUUUGCUUACCGUGACCAAAGAAGAUUUAGCAUUCCAAGCGCCAUUUUCUCUUGAAGCUACUCGUCAAGAUUACGUUCAUGCAUUGCUUGGAUGGUUUGAUGUAUCAUUCAGGGCUUGCCACAAGCCUGUUUCCUUUUCGACGGGGCCCCACGCCAAAUAUACCCAUUGGAAACAAACCGUCUUCUACCUGAAGGAGACACUAACCGUUGUCAAAGGAGAUAUGAUCGAAGGGACACUUUCAGUCCGUCCAAACGCAAAGAAUCAUCGUGAUUUGGACAUUGAUAUUUCCUACAACCUCGCAGGCCAGCAGCAGACUGCAUCAGAUAGCUUAUCCUUUAAAAUGUACUGA
Messenger RNA from Puccinia triticina, 1032 nucleotides. RefSeq lists its product as uncharacterized. Lineage: Eukaryota; Fungi; Basidiomycota; Pucciniomycetes; Pucciniales; Pucciniaceae. Gene Ontology annotation, biological process: peptidyl-arginine methylation. Gene Ontology annotation, molecular function: protein-arginine N-methyltransferase activity. Bases 1 to 1032 code for a protein of 343 amino acids. The record is from RefSeq and is a predicted model, not a curated record. Gene Ontology annotation, cellular component: nucleus. The transcript is spliced from 12 exons.